Molecule: messenger RNA, 430 nt
Organism: Lagopus muta (rock ptarmigan)
Lineage: Eukaryota; Metazoa; Chordata; Aves; Galliformes; Phasianidae
Gene: ZFAND2A
Product: zinc finger AN1-type containing 2A
Exons: 4
Coding region: 45-335 (96 amino acids)
Biological process (GO): proteasome-mediated ubiquitin-dependent protein catabolic process; protein targeting to ER
Cellular component (GO): endoplasmic reticulum; cytoplasm
Molecular function (GO): zinc ion binding
Source: RefSeq, a predicted model, not a curated record
CUGUACAGAAGGGUGAAGUACGAGGUAUUGUGGUUGGAGCCCACAUGGAUAAGGACUGCAAAUACAAUCCAGCACAGCAAAAGAUCUUCACAAACAAGUGUUUAAAGCCAGGCUGCAAAAGGAAAGAGAUUAUGAAAGUAGUUUGUGAGCAGUGUGGUGGCAACUUCUGCAUAAAGCAUCGGCAUCCUCUGGAUCAUGACUGCAAAGCAAGCAGCCGCCCCAUCUCCAAGGCUGGAUCCCCAGCUCUGAUGCGAGCCUCUCAAACUGCCUUCAAGUCAAUGGGAGCAAUUGCAGUGCCAUCUAAUGGGAACCUUCAGCACAACAGGUGCAGAUGAUAGAGGCUCUUCACAUCUGGAUCAAACCUUUGUCUACUUUUAAGUUAAUCUCAUCAGAAGCUCUUUUCUAUGCAAGUAAUUUAUUUUUCGUGCAA